Molecule: messenger RNA, 1312 nt
Organism: Nelumbo nucifera (sacred lotus)
Lineage: Eukaryota; Viridiplantae; Streptophyta; Magnoliopsida; Proteales; Nelumbonaceae
Product: epoxide hydrolase 1-like
Molecular function (GO): catalytic activity
Source: RefSeq, a predicted model, not a curated record
GCCACUACCCUAUUAAAGCUUCACAGAAAAAGAGAGAGAUGCAAAUGUAUAUCACAGCAUAAAGCGAUCCCAGCACCGAUUCAUCGCACUUCUCAUACAAGGACCCUCUCUUUCUGUAUCUGUCCGAGCCCCAGAUCGCUCUGUGUGGCUGUGUGUGCAAGAGUGUCGUCUUGAAUGGAUCAGAUACAGCACAACCAUGUUAUCAUAAGAGGAGUGAAGCUCCAUAUCGCUGAGAUCGGAGCAGGCCCGUCUGUGGUAGUUUUCUUACAUGGAUUUCCGGAGAUAUGGUAUUCCUGGCGGCACCAGAUGAUCGCAGUGGCAAAAGCUGGGUACCGGGCGAUUGCACCUGAUUUAAGGGGUUACGGACUAUCUGACCACCCACCUCAGCUGGAAAAUGCAUCCUUCGAUGAUUUCGCCGACGACAUCCUUGCUAUGUUGGAUUACUUCGGUAUCCCCAAGGCUUUCCUGGUCGGAAAAGAUUUUGGAGCCUGGCCUGCUUACUUGGUUUCUUUACUGCAUCCGGAGAGGGUGUCCGGAGUUGUAUCAUUGGGCGUGCCAUUCUUCAUCCCAAGGCCCAAUCCAUUCGAUGACUUCCCCGAAGGAUUCUACAUCUUGAAGUGGAAGGAACCAGGAAGAGCAGAAGCGGACUUUAGUCGUUUCGAUGUUAAAACGGUGCUGCAGAACAUCUACAUUCUCUUCUCUGGUAGUGAAUUGCCAAUAGCAAAAGACGGCAAGGAGAUUAUGGACUUGGUGGAACCAUCUACCCCUCUACCUCCCUGGUUCACAGAGGAAGAUCUUGCAGCCUACGCAUCUUUAUAUGAGAAUUCUGGGUUCAGUGCUCCAUUGCAAGUUCCUUACAGGUCAUUGCACAAGGAAAUUACGAUAACUGAUCCAAAAGUUGAGGUUCCAACUUUACUGAUCAUGGGUGGAAAGGACUACAUUCUCAAAUUCCCCGGGCUUGAAGAAUACAUUACGAGCGGAAAGGUAAAGGACCAUGUUCCUGAUUUGGAAAUUAAGUUCUUUCCUGAAGGAACCCAUUUCAUCCAGGAGCAAUUUCCAGACCAGGUGAACCAGCUCAUCACCACAUUCCUCAAUGGUCAUAUUUGUUCCUAGAACUAGAAGAUUAUAUGCUGCAUCAAAUCAAACUCAGAAGACGAAGAAUUCUGUGUAACAUCACUAAAUCUAUUGGUUUAAAAUUUCUAAUUAUCAUGCUCCAUGAAAAGGAUUCGAAAUUCAGUGGUACUAGGCCUAAGACUUGAAACUUAUCAUGGAUACAAGAGAAGAGUUCAUAGCUCAAGUUGAAUUUCAUUUC